Messenger RNA from Melopsittacus undulatus (budgerigar), 1044 nucleotides. It is a transcript of the gene DAO, whose product is annotated as D-amino acid oxidase. The transcript has 10 exons. Gene Ontology annotation, biological process: D-serine catabolic process; L-proline catabolic process; D-alanine catabolic process. Lineage: Eukaryota; Metazoa; Chordata; Aves; Psittaciformes; Psittaculidae. Gene Ontology annotation, cellular component: cytoplasm. Gene Ontology annotation, molecular function: FAD binding; D-amino-acid oxidase activity. The coding region runs from base 1 to 1044 and encodes 347 amino acids. The record is from RefSeq and is a predicted model, not a curated record.
AUGCGUGUGGCUAUCAUCGGUGCAGGGGUGAUCGGCCUCUCCACCGCCCUGUGCAUCCAUGAGCACUUCCACAGCCUCCUGCCCUCCCUGCAGCUGGAGGUCCAUGCCGACCGCUGCACACCCCACACCACCAGCGAUGGGGCAGCCGGGCUGUGGCAGCCCUACCUGAGCGACCAUGGCAACCUGCAGGAGACGCUCUGGAAUAAGGAGACGUUCGAUCACCUCCUGGGGCUCCUGAGCUCCCCAGCAGCGAAGGAAAUGGGACUUUUCCUGAUUUCUGGCUAUAACCUGUUUAGGCAGCCAGUGCCGGACCCGCCUUGGAAGAACAUAGUGCUGGGGUUCAGGAACCUGACCCCCAAGGAGCUCGAACUCUUCCCUGGUUACAGCUAUGGCUGGUUCAACACGGCGCUGGUGCUGGAGUGCAGGAGGUACCUGCCCUGGCUCACCAACAGGCUAACAGAGAGGGGAGUGAAGUUCUUCCAUCGGAAGGUUGAGUCUUUCCAGGAGCUGUUUGCCCAAGGUGUGGAUGUUGUCAUCAACUGCACCGGGGUGCGUGCAGGGGAGCUGCAGCCUGACCCAGAGCUCCAGCCCGCCCGGGGACAGGUCAUAAAGGUCCUGGCUCCAUGGGUGAAGCACUUCAUCAUCACUCACGACAUGGAAUCUGGGAUCUACAACUCACCGUACAUCAUCCCAGGGAGCGAGUUCACGGUCCUGGGAGGGAUCUACCAGCACGGCAACUGGAACGAAGCAAACAGCGCCCAGGAUCACAGAACCAUCUGGGAGAGCUGCUGCCGGCUGCUCCCUGCUCUGCAGGAAGCAAAGAUCGUGGGGGAAUGGAGCGGUCUGAGACCGGCACGGCCCCGGGUGCGCCUGGAGCGGGAGACCAUCAGCCAUGGGCAGCUCCAGGCACAGGUGAUACACAACUACGGCCACGGUGGGUUUGGGAUCACCAUCCACUGGGGCUGUGCCAUGGCAGCAGCCAGGCUCUUUGGGAGCAUCCUCCAGGAGAAGAAGCUGGCCUGGUCACCGCAGCCCCGCUUGUGA